AUGACGACCGUAUUGACAUCACUCGGGUUGGAGAAGCGCGAGGAGGAGAGGAGAGGCGCUCCCGUUAUUAGACCAGGGCUCGCGGUCACGCUCACUCCUGGAGAUGCACGCAUUGCUGCGAGACAAACUGAUCAACUCAAGGAGAGAGGCAACGAGGCGCUGCACUCAGGAGUACCACUGCGCGAAUAGACCGAACCAGGGGCCACGAGCCAGCCAAAGCAUGACUGCGCAUCUUCCGCGCUUGGAUAUACUAAACACUCGCACACAUUCCUACCAAACCGAGAUAUGAGCUCCAGUAACGGGGAAACACGAGGAAACUGAAACAGCAAAGCAACGGCUCUGGUGAUGCGCAACUUGGAAUUAUGUUGGACACGGUUUUGUUUUCAUAAAUUAAAGAACGUUUUUUUUUGGCAACAUAAAUACUAACUUCCCAGUGCCAUUCAGAAACAACUUAUUAUUUAAGAAGUACACUUUACUCGAAUAAUGUGAGGACAUAUUUUGGUAACACGCCAGUUAGUCUGCCGAAGCUCAACCAUUGUAUGAGCUACAUCUGUUCAAACCAUAUUUGUUAGAAUAAUUUAUUCUUAGAUUAGCCUACAUGCACAGUUUGUAUAUGCUCAGAUAGCCUUGCUGUUUGCGUCUGCUAAGAGACAGCGGGUUUUGAGGGAGAAAAGGUGCGCGCACUGACAUCUGACGUGGUUAUCCUACUGAGGAAAAGGUGGUUGUAACCUGUUCCCAAUCUCGCCGGUGUCGCCUUGUAUUAUAUUCAGAAAUUAGAUUGAAAGGCUAUUUCUGUAACCGCCCUGCAAUCACGUUCCGCCUCUUUAAAAUAUCAAAAUAAUCAAGCAGCUGUGAGAUUACAAUCCAUUCUGUUUUGUGUGCUGGACUACUUUUAAUUGUUUGAGCGGUUUCAUUUCAUACUGUAGGUAUUCCACAUAGCCCAGAUCGACGGGAAAUAUAUUUGCGCUCUACUGUAUUCAUCGCACUCGAAUAGAAAACCAUUGACCACUGGCGCACUCCAUGGGCAUAGUUUAGCGUUUGACUGAUUAGAAUGGACUUGGAUGAUGAAAUUGGCAGGAGAAGGUGAAUGAACUGCGAUAACACGUAACACGAAAUUAUGUCUUUUUAUAGGCUGUGGAAAGAUCAGUUAUAGGCUAAUAUUUCCCCCCUAAACUUUUCAGUGAAUGCUUUGACAGCAACAUAAACAAGCUCAGCUAUAGGACUGCUUUUAAAAAUAUAUAAUUUUACCUCAGCCAUCCUCAAGGACUAUAAAACAAACAUAUUGAUUACUACAACAUUUUAUUAACCACUGUAAUCAACCCCAUCCAUCGUGUUAGUCAUGGCAUCACCCUUGGAUAGUGCAUGUUCAGUGGAGCUGGGCAACCCUAAUAGCUCGACCAGCGGUUCAUCUCUUCCCUGCAAUCAGAGCGUCUCUUCCCUGCAACUGGCCCCUUACUCCCCCGAAGCCACGGCGCUCUUUGCUACGGCUAUCACCCUCAUGAUAGUCUUUACCAUCGUGGGAAACAUCUUUGUCAUCAUCGCAGUCCUGACCAGCCGUGCACUCAGAGGACCACAGAACCUGUUUUUAGUGUCGUUAGCAGCUGCGGACAUUUUAGUGGCAACCCUCAUCAUCCCGUUUUCCCUGGCCAAUGAACUGCUGGGUUACUGGUACUUCAAGUCUCUGUGGUGUGAGAUCUACCUGGCGCUGGACGUUCUGUUCUGUACUUCCUCUAUAGCUCACCUGUGCGCCAUCUCAUUAGACCGUUAUCUGUCCAUCAGCCGGGUUACCUACUCCCGCCAGCGCACACCCAUGCGUAUCAAAGCCUCCAUCGUGGUGGUGUGGCUCAUCUCAGCCAUCAUCUCCUUUCCUCCUCUCCUGUCGCUGAAUAAGAGCGAGCCAGGUGGCGAAGGUAGUGAGAGGGGUCCUCAGUGCCAGCUGAACGACGAGCGCUGGUAUAUUCUCUACUCCACUGUCGGCUCCUUCUUCGUCCCUUGUCUCAUCAUGAUCCUGGUCUACAUGAGGAUCUACCAGAUCGCCAAGCAGCGCACACAGAACCCGCCAGGCGAGCCCAGGAAGGAUGGGGUGGGCUGUGCCACCCCAAGUCAAACCCCUCGGGGGAUCCAAGCCAACGGGAAGGAGGAGGGAGGAAAAACCCCAGCUAUUCCCCAUAAAACCUCCAGCAUCAGACCACCCACCCUGGCUAUUACUCCAUCACUGUCCCCUGACCAGGCCAAUGAGACCCCCUCUUCUCCCACCCCCAAUAACCUUCUUCAUCCUCCGGAUCCAUCCCUAGCUCCAACCCCAACAACCACCUCCCCUCCUACCUCACCCAUGGGUCCCUCACACUCCUCAGUCUCUCCCUCUCCCUCCUCCACCAUUCCCCCACUUUCCCAGGCCAAACCCAAAGAUGGGGAGAAGAAGGGGAAGAAGGGUAAGAAGGGGAAAAAGUACAACAAUAAUGGGGAUAGCUCAAACAGCUCUGACAGUGACAUGGAGCACGAGGGAGGGGGGAGGAGGGGAGUCAACACCCCUAGCAUGGCGGGUUCACCUGGCAUCCACUCCCCUGCCACCAUCCAGAAGUACAGGGACAUGAUCGCCACCUCUAAGGGGGCCCGGCUGGUGGCGGGGAGGAGGUCUAAGCCAGACACCACUCCAGGAGCGGCACGUCGUAAAGCCAUGGUGAACCGAGAGAAGCGUUUCACAUUCGUCCUGGCCGUGGUGAUCGGAGUGUUUGUCGUCUGUUGGUUCCCUUUCUUCUUCUCCUACUCACUGCAGGCCAUCUGUCCUGAGACCUGCUCCCUCCCUGAUCCCCUCUUUAAGUUCUUCUUCUGGAUCGGCUACUGCAACUCCUGCCUGAACCCCGUCAUAUACACCAUCUUCAACCAGGACUUCAGGAAGGCCUUCAAGAAGAUCCUUUGUAAGAACACCAAGGGAACCUUCUUCUAGACUGGUUGCUCUGUAAGGACACCAAUGGCAACAUUAUUUUAGUAAAGUGGCCUUAAACAGAUUACCUGUAAGGUCAGUCCCUUAUUUUCAUUCCCCUCUAAACCUGUUGAGGAUUACAAAACAGCACAAAUAUUCUGUCCUUUUUUGAAAAUGAUCACUGAUUUUAGAUUCUAAUUGAUGACACGACAAAGGGCUGCCGAUUCUACCGUGAACUGCUGCAGGCUUUCCAAAUAGAAGGCGGACUCAGAAUAGCUGUAGAAAAGCUCACCUUGCAACAGGGUUAAAGAGACCUUGUGUAAGAAAGAAACUGUCUAAGGGCUUGUUGUUUUAGUCCCUUGGUGCGUAUCUGCAGAAGUCCAGCUGUUACCUGGAGAACUGUGAGGGCCCAUUGCAAGGACAUAGUGUGGGGAGAGUAUGUGCAAUAUAUGUUCAGUGACUUCUACUCUGGGGGGCUUUAGAAUGAUACUGUGUACUAAUCUGACCAUGGUAUUUUAUUAAAAGGUAGGAGGGAUGUUUUAAGGUGUGAGCAUCACAUAUUAUGCACAGAAAGUGGAUGGAGAGGAGGAAGAGAGGAGUGAAAGAAAACGCCAUUUUGGCUUUUUAGUCACUCGUGACAUUAAGGACAUGUUGUUGUUGGUAAAAUGACAGUGUAGCGCUGCUCUCAUCAGAGUCUGAUUGACUGACUCAUAUUAAGGUUGUCUGGGAAAUCUGUUUAAUUUAAAAUUGAGAAACUUUUGUGUACAGAAGUACACCACGAGGGUUGCAAAAUUAUUUAAACGUUCAAUGAAUGACAUUGUUUUCCUGGAAUCCCUGUUGGAAGAUUCCCAGAAUCAGGAGGGAAUAAGCAGGAAAUCCAGAGUCCUCCAGCCUGGAUUUCUGGGAAAACCAGGAAAUGUAUUGAAUGUUCCUGGAAUUUUGCAACCCUAUACACCACUGCUCACUGAGAACUCCUGAUCUACACACAACAUUCUUUACAACAAUACAGUAUCCGUUAAUUAGCCGUCUGAAAAACGAAACAGAACAACGUGAGGAGAUGAUGUUUUGGAGUGAUAGAGGACUGAGAAUUAACCCAAAUACCUGUCAGCCUGUUUAAGUACCUCUCUCUAUCAGAGGGCAGAACCAUGAGGAAUACACAAGACCCAAGUCGUCUCUCUACUUAUGUCUGCAUAGUUACUUUUUUCCUGCCUCAGGAAUAGCAUGCGUUCCUGUAGAGAUGUUAUCCACAUGAGAGAUACAACAACAAGGCUUUUACUGUUCAACUCCCUCUCAAACGCUGAUCCCCACCACUGCUGUAGUGUGGGGCUUAGGCUAUAUUUUGAAAGACACCUUUGUAAAACAAACAUACCUUGCCUCUGGCUCUGUGAGGACAGCGGGUGCAUCUCAAUUGUCCAUUAUUGGUUCCUCUACUCGUGUUUUUCUUCAUCUGCACUGAAAAACAAAGGAUAUAGGUGAAUGCAAAAUAAAGGAUCAGGAAUUUGUUUCCACCUGCCCAGCUCUGGGUCGGUGCAGGUGGACUAAAAGAAGAUGAAGAGAAGAAACCACUUAACACACUCUCUAAAUGCCAAAUGGCACACUAUUCCCUUUAUAGUGCACAACUUUUGACCAGGGUCUAUAGGGCUCUAGUCAAAAGCAGUGCACUAUGUAGGGAAUAGGGUGCAAUUUGGGAUUCAGAGUGCCUCACAGAGAGCUUUUAAGGUACAGCUUUACCUCUCCCCCAAUAUCGCUACACAACAGGGUGACCUCUGUUUCCACAUUUUUUACAUUUACAUUUGAGUCAAUUAGCAGACGCUCUUAUCCAGAACGAUUCACGUUCAUACUGGUCUACCUUGUUCCAUAAACAUCAACCCGGAUUGGGUCUGUACAUUUAAUCUAUAUAGCACAAUUCCAAGUGCUUAAAGCAUAUUGCAUUGCAAAGAGAAUAAAUACUUUCCCAAAUUGGGACAAGGAAAGCAAAUUCGGACAUUAAGAGAUUUUUGCAAUACAGUCUUUUUUAAAUAUUAAAGACACUGGACAGUGACUGGCUAGCUUUGUUUGAGUGGAUUCACCUGAUUUCAGCCUGAAAGGACAUUGCUAUUACCGAACACACUUCUCCCCAUUGAACAGAACAGAGCAGAACAGUGGAUGUUUAUGAGAGGAGGAACUCAGCCACCUACCUGGCCUGACACAAACAUUUCAAACAGUCUUGAAAAAACUAGUUGAUAUUGAUUAUAACACUGAAAGGUCAUGCAUAUCCUCAACUGUUUCUGGAAGGACAUUCAUCCCAUAAGAUAAUGUAAUACUAUAUUAAUGAAUGAUUGAAAGAUGGAUUAAUUGAUUGAUUUGGGAAUGUGCCUCUGCACUGGCUGACUGGACUUCUAUCUGGCACUUUAUUUAUCCUUUAUCUAUCCUUUAUUUCUGAGAGGUACUGUGACUCUUUAUGGUUGCUCUUUAUGUACAGUAUUUCUCAGAGACUGACAGGUCAAGAUGCUCUUUGUGUUUUCUCCCUCACAAAGGCUAUGUCUGUAAUUGUGAAUGCUGUGUUAUGACACUAUGGGACGAGGGCAGUCGGCAACAACCCCUUUACGGUCCUGUGGGAAAUUCAGCUUACCCUUGUGUGUGUGCGAGAGACUGUGUGUGUGUGUGUGUGUGUGUGAGAGAGAGAGAGAGAGAGAGAGAGAGAGAGAGAGAGAGAGAGAGAGAGAGAGAGAGAGAGAGAGAGAGAGAGAGAGAGAGAGAGAGAGAGAGAGAGAGAGAGAGAGAGAGAGAGACUGUGUGUGUGUGUGUUUGAUAAGAGCCUGCAUGAGUACUGUGUGUUUGCUAAUGAUCCACUUCUAGUGGUACAAUCUGGCUGUUAUUGUGUACUGUGGAUGUCCUCACACUGGUAAGCACAGAAAACAGAUGUGGUGAUAAGAGAAUCUGUCCAGAGAGCUCUCCCUGAGGGACACUACUCACUAGAUGGCCUGCUAGAAUGGACAAAAGGGAGGUAUAACAGAACUAUUUAGAAAGCACAUUAUCUAUUUGGUCUUCAUUUAUGGUUAUGGUAACUGUUAAGGAUCUGAGUAAGAUCAACGGUGAGGUAAGAGUUAGUUGCUGACAUUGCAUUUUGUGGUGAAAAUGGCAUUUUGUGGAACUCUGUCCUUUCAAACAUGGCCGUUUAGUGACCCCCGAGGGACAGAAGAGCCCUGGGAAACCAGCUGACACAGACAGAGAGGGACUCAUGCUCUAACGAUGGGCUGUGAUUGGAUAAGCUAUAUGUCUUAUUUAUUUAUUUUGAGCAGUUUUUGUUUUCUGUUCGUUUCAUAUUUAUAGUUUUUUUCCUUCCUGGUGGGCACUCCAAGCAAGGCAAAGCUAAUGUGAACAAAACAGAGUAAACACUGUAUAAAAUCUGAAUAUGUCGAAUGAUUUAUUUAAUGUGAGCAGAGGAACAUGAUUCAGGAGUAGACCUAUGUAUGCAGGAGUUGGGGAUAUUUCUAUCGGAACUCAGUGAAUGCAGAAGAUAAAUGUCAUGAAUUGAGAAAAUCCUUUACAAUAUUGGUCAUAUGGAUUUGAAUGUCCUUGAAUUUUCCUGCAGCUUAUUUUUGUAUGUAUUAUUUUGUACUUGUUUCUUAAACAGUUAAAAUGGUGGUUUGUACGAUACUUUACUGUGCUGAUGGAUGGCGCUAUAACAGUCUGUGGUUGCAUAACCAUGGAGCUCAGCAAACAACCGCCCCUGUGUUGGCACAAAUCGUUCUGCGACAAUAACAUGCUCUUGCAUUCUAGAAUGUGAUUGUCAUAGAACUUUUGGUGGCAACAGGGCAGCCAUGAAAUCUCAAUGUAUAUUGAAUCAUCAUUCUCCCUGCUCCUCUGUGACCUGCCUGGACUCUUCUUCUUCUUCUUCCCCUGCUGUGUUUGACCCUGGACUCCCUCCCUCUCCCCUCCAUUUAGAAAUAAAGCAGU
This is a messenger RNA of Oncorhynchus keta (chum salmon), 6862 nucleotides long. RefSeq names its product adrenoceptor alpha 2B (gene adra2b). The transcript has a single exon. The record is from RefSeq and is a predicted model, not a curated record. Gene Ontology annotation, biological process: platelet activation; adenylate cyclase-activating adrenergic receptor signaling pathway; regulation of smooth muscle contraction. The coding region runs from base 1340 to 2947 and encodes 535 amino acids. Gene Ontology annotation, molecular function: alpha2-adrenergic receptor activity. Gene Ontology annotation, cellular component: membrane. NCBI's taxonomy places the organism in Eukaryota, Metazoa, Chordata, Actinopteri, Salmoniformes, Salmonidae.